Messenger RNA from Funneliformis caledonium, 198 nucleotides. Lineage: Eukaryota; Fungi; Glomeromycota; Glomeromycetes; Glomerales; Glomeraceae. The record is from the annotation of a GenBank genome assembly.
AUGGAUCUUAAACGCAGACAAAAAUCAAUAAUUAUACUAAAAGCCGUCAUAAAAAAUAAAAGUCGUCAAGAUAUUCAUCUUUUAACCGUACUUACCACAACAAAUAUAAUUUUUUCAAGUUAUAAUUCUUUUAGGCGUCACUUUCGUAUAACUCUUACUAUUGUUACUUCAUUAGAAACCCAUCAAGCCUUACCAUAG